CCAGAGAGGUUGCGAACACGCGCCACGAAUGGCUCGUGAGCCCAAUCACUGUUUGUUUCUUAUUAGCUUCAGGGCCGGAAAGGGCCAAAAUGAAGGGCCAAAAGCUCUCUUCGUCACCGUUCACUUCCUUGUUGGGCCAACGCCGCCGACGGAAUUAAAAAAAAAAAUGCCUAUGAUUCUAUAAUAGUUUCCCCCAUAAUCCCGAAUUUUGGAUUCGAUUCUCUUUGGUGGGUUUUCAAUCCUGUGAGGUUUCUAUCAAGUUUUUAGCACAAACAAGGGUGCUUUCUGGAGCUUUUAUUGGUUCGUCUGCAACAGUAUGAACUGUGCCAGUUAAGCUAAUAUUGAUUGACCAAACAAUUGACACCCUCAUUUUUAAUUUAAGGACAACUAUGGAGGCACGACCUGCUAUAUCAAUUGAGAGAUCAGGUGCAAGGCAGCUUAGUAAGCUGGGGGUGUCUGGAGGAUUGACAUCAUCUUUACCAGCCCUUUCAACGCAUUUGGAAGAGACAUAUCAAAAGUUGCCUGACACUCAACAGGUGUCUGCAGAAAGGGAACUGAUGACAAGGCCUCUAGUACAUGCUACUCGUAUACCCACCAAUUGUGGGGUGGUUGGUCACAUAUUUUCAUCAUCCUCUGGAUUUUCGAGUGAUCUUCAUUACUCAUCUGCAUCACAACAUGAAAAGCAUUCAAGAAAUGCUCCUGUCAUUUCUCAGUCACCAACUAAUGCUGCAGCUUUGCCAUUAUCUCAUUUGUCAAAUCCAACGCUGCCUCAAUCUACAAUAUCAAGUCAUUACAAUAAAGAAAAUAGUGGUUCUUGGUGCACAGAUCCGGGUUUUCUUGAUUUUCCCGUAAGCACCCCUGUCCAAAGCAGUCAAGUAGAAAGCAACAGUUGUAGUGGUAUCAUCACAUCAGAGGACUUCAGCAAACGAAAUGAUUGGCAGGAAUGGGCAGACCAGCUUAUCACUGAUGAUGAUCCAUUGGCCUCCAAUUGGAAUGAGCUUCUUGUUGACAAUAUUAUCGAUCUGGAACCAAAGAUGCUAUAUCAGGUGGCAAAACCAUGCACAACCAUACCUGCACAGAAACCCCAAGUACAUCAGCAGCAUCCUUCUCCAUCUGUAGAAAGUCGGAGUGUUGCAAACCCAUCUUCAUCAGCAAAUAAUGCCCCUGCAAAGCCACGAAUGCGAUGGACACCAGAACUUCAUGAAACCUUCGUUGAGGCUGUCAACCAACUGGGAGGCAGUGAAAGAGCUACUCCAAAGGGGGUGUUGAAGCUUAUACAAGUUGAAGGCUUGACUAUUUAUCAUGUUAAAAGUCACUUGCAGAAAUACAGGACAAAUAGGUACAAACCAGAGUCAUCAGAAGGAUCCUCAGAGAAAAAUUUGACUCCUAUGGAAGAAAUAUCAUCUCUGGACUUGAAAAUGGGUAUGGGGAUCACUGAAGCUUUGCGGUUACAGAUGGAAGUCCAGAAGCAGCUGCAUGAACAGCUUGAGAUUCAAAGAAAUUUACAGUUGCGAAUAGAAGAAGAAGGGAGGCACCUCCAAAUGAUGUUUGAGAAGCAAAAGUCAGGUUUAGACAAGCUGAAGGUGUCACCUUCUAAUCCAGAGAAUCCACCUGCUGCUUCAGAUGCUACCAAAGAGACUCCUGCAAAAAGUGAACUGGAAGCCUCCCAGAUGGAUCAUGUAAAUUCAGGAACUGACAAUGUUAAUGCAAAGUCCAUGUUGGCGAGAAGUUCACAAGAAAUGGGUGGAGAGCAAAAGGCACAUGAAAAUGGUGAUCUUGAGAGAGCCAAAAUCUGUGUUUCUGAAUCGAGUUCACAACACUCAAAGCGUCCAAGAAUGGAAGAAUAAGUUAUAAUGGCUUUGAACUGAUUAGCAUAAAUAUUUCAUGGAUGAUUUUAGUAGUAGGAUACCCAAGUUGAGAUAGGGAUAAAGCUUUUGAAGUUUCAAGGCCCUCUCCCCCCCUUGUUAUGUCCUUGUGGACAAUUGCUUAAGCACUCUGAUACUUGGGUCAUAAAACAAAAGCUUAUAAGAAGGUUGAGUUUGAUUUUCCAGUUUCCAAACUCCUGAAGUGAAAAUGAAGAUGCAUUAAAUACUGGCUGCACAAAUUGCAUUAUUUAUUCCAGUGAAGGUGUCCCAUUUUUUGGAAUAUAGUUGUCUUAAAUAAAAUUCCUUCUCCUAGAUUUGUACAUGGCCUUACUGACAUCCUGCUUGGUACCCACCUGUCACCUCACAACAUCCUAUAUGCUAUAUAUAUUAUAUCUGUUAGUAUUUCCAUCGUCAGAACGAAAAUAACGACUUUUUUUCCAGUGUAUCUGUGGAUGUACAUGAAAUAAAAUAAAUGACAUUGACCCCUUGAAUAUUUCCAGCAUUUAUUAUCCUGGAAUAUUAUUCUGAUUUCUGGAUAUAUAAGAAAGGAAUUUUUGGAUAAACUGAUAGAAGCUGCUCGGGCAGGAAUGCAAAGCUAAAGGAACAGGGAAUACCUUGAAGUGCUGCUACGGUGAAAGAAACAAAGAAAUGGAUAAUAAAGAGCAAAGGCUUGUCUUCCAAGAUGAUUUAAGCUCUUCCUGCCAUUAAUGUUUCUGAUACAAGCAGUGCUGGUCUUGAGAAUAAUAUAAUUAAGCCGUAUCAAAUCAGCGGCGUGACUGAACUGGCCACCAUGGUUAAAUCUUUCCCAGGAAAAGGGUACUCCUCUGUUUCAAUUUCAAGUAGGAAUUAUGAUUAUUUAGCUAAUACUAUUGGUUUAACUAUGGACUCAAGAACUAGUUCUCCUGUAAGAAAACUGACCAGAGAUUAGAGUAGGUCGAAGUUUAUAUUAAAGUUAG
Durio zibethinus is the source of this 2821-nucleotide messenger RNA. RefSeq names its product protein PHOSPHATE STARVATION RESPONSE 1-like. The record is from RefSeq and is a predicted model, not a curated record. Lineage: Eukaryota; Viridiplantae; Streptophyta; Magnoliopsida; Malvales; Malvaceae. Gene Ontology annotation, molecular function: DNA-binding transcription factor activity; DNA binding.